AUGGCCGAGGUUGCAGGACUCGCACUCGGGGCCGUCGGGGUUGCAGGCCUCAUCGGCGCUUUCAAGGACACUAUUGACCUCUUCGGUCUCUUGGCCGAUUCCCGUGGACUGGGCCGAGACUACGAAAUCUUGCAGAUCAAAUUUGACAUACAGAAGGCCCUUCUCCUUCAGUGGACUGAUCGAGUAGGCCUCUUGCACGAAUGCGACUACGACCCAUGUCUCGAUCAAGCUCACAUCCAGGAAGCUAUCGGUCAGAUCCUAAGCUGUAUUCGACUCUUGUUGACCGAUGCUUCCGCUUUGAAAAGCAAGUAUGGUCUCUCCCAGAUGGAUGAUGAAGCACCUGUCUCGGAGAUCACCUCCAUUCCCUCAAUCAGCGCUUGGCGUAUGAGAGUGUUCAACAGCCAAUACGAAGAGUUCAAGAGGAGAAUCGCGCAGCGCAACGACAAGCCUUUUCGAACCAGGGCCCGCUGGGCUGUCCGUGACAAGCAAAAGUUUGAGGGCUUUGUCAGGGAUCUGGCAGAUUUCAUCUCGAGCCUCGAUAAGCUCACGCCUGUUACUCGUGGACAACCCUCUCUCCAGAACAUGGCAGAUGACGACGUAAAGACUAUUCGCGGGCUGCCAGGCCUCAAGAUGUUGCUUGAAGCGUCCCAAAACUCGCACAAACUCAUUUCUGAGUCAACUCAGCGAAAAAUAUCUCGCACCUGCGAGGAGAUGAUACUCAGCCGACUCUGGUUCAGGAAGAUCCAUGACAGGAGGGAAGACGUGGCCGAUGCACAUCUUGAUACCCUUCAGUGGGCUCUCUAUCCACCCAAGGGUGAGGCUCGCUGGGAUGAUUUAUCCCAGUGGCUCCGACAAGACUCCGAACAUGGCAUAUACUGGAUAUCUGGCAAGGCUGGGAGCGGCAAGUCGACUCUUAUGAAGUAUCUUCAUUCGCAAGAGCGCACCCGGAGACUUCUCCGAGAGUGGUCCGGUGCAAGUUCCUACACGCUGGUCGACUUUUUCUUCUUUAAUCUCGGCACCCAGGAGCAAAAGUCUUUUGAAGGGCUAUCACGGGCGCUUUUGUACCAAAUCUUGAAGCCUAAUCCGUCUCUCAUCCACCAAGCGCUUCCGGACAUGGUCAAAGAACUCAAAGAAACCGAAAAUAGCCCGAGUUUGCCAUCACUGUCGGAGAUUCGAUAUGCUUUUCGGGUCCUCACCCGUGAAUCUGCCAUGGGCAAGUCCUUCAUAUUCAUCGACGGGCUUGAUGAGUUUGAGGGCAACAUUCGGGAAAGCAUUUCGCUAAUUCAAGAGCUCGGUCGCUCGCGUCACAUCAAAGUCCUCGUCUCGAGCCGGCCUAUCCCGGCUUGUGUGGCUGCAUACGAGAAUCUUCCCAAGCUACACCUACAAGACCUCACACGGAAGGACAUCAGGGCGUAUGUGGAAGAUGUGAUCGGCAGCCACCAGUACAUUAAGCGGCUUCUCAAACGAUCUCCUGAUGGAGUCAAGGGCAUGAUGGAGGACCUGGUCAACAAGUCAUCUGGCGUGUUUCUCUGGGUCGUUCUGGCAUGUCGAUCACUUCUCUCUGGGUUUGAAGACUGUGAUAGGUUACUAGAACUCCGCAGGAGAGUAGAUGAACUACCGCCAGAGCUCGAAGACCUCUUCGAUCUCAUGCUCGCCAAAAUCAACCAACGAUAUAAACAUCAGGGGGCUUACUUGUUGCGGCUGUGCUACGAAAGCCAACGAGCUUCGAGAAAUCCAGAUUGCCCGGCGCUCUCAGACAUGAGCACGCUCGCCCUUGCGCUCAUUGACGACUCGGAAAUUUCUACAAGUAACAUCUGGGACCUCUCUACGCAGGAGAAGAUAGAUCUCUGUGCCAUACUUGAAGGGCGGUUACGCAGUCGAUGUGGUGGGCUUUUGGAGAAGCAGUCAAAUCCGAACCAUGCCGACGCUGACAAUCCAGGGGCUUCAAGUGAAGAUGAUCUCCUCGUAGGUGGAAACGUUGUAUUCAUGCAUCGCACCGUCUUUGAGUAUCUGAGUGAUGAGUCGGUAUGGGAACGCGAUUGCUUGAAGGCGAAUUCUCAUGGACGGACCGUGGCGAAAGAUCUAUCGACGAGAGACUUUUAUCUUAUGAUUCUUUACGUUGAUGAACUGAAAUGGGAAGAUGGCAUAAUUGCUGAAAUAAUCGAGGACAAGCUGGCCGAAGCUCUCCGCAGUGGCCUCUUCUGGGUUCAAAUGGGCGACACCGGGUCUCAAAUGUCCUUUUUCGGGCAGUUACCUCAUCUCCUGAGCGAGCUAAAUGCUUGCAGACACAAACUCAAAGACGGGGAUCUCUCAUUUCUCACUCAAUCUUGCCCUCCGGUGCCGGAUACCACAAUGAAGAACUAUCUGCACUCAACUCUCCUCCUAGCCGCUGAUGUCGGUGCUCGAGAAUACAUGGUAAGGAAUCCCGAGUUUUCGACGCUCAACGGUUCCAGAAUGCCUGCAUGCGGCUGUCCUCCGUUAUUGUCGCUCGAAUUCAAGCCGCUAUUCCGCCUGGCUACAAGAAACCGUCCUUCGCCCAAAGGUGUCUCACUGCUUUUGAGGUCCGGGGCCAAUCCUGGGCUUGGAGACAGGGUAUUCACGCCCUGGCUCCUCUGGUUGCAAGAUCCGUCGGGACUCACACGGGAGCUUUGGACGGACGAUGAAUUGGUCCGAGUCAUGGACGUGGCCGAGACCAUGACCAGAUACGACGCUGGUGGAAUCAGGGAGUUGAGGAGAUGGUUGAACGAGUGUAACCAUCAAGACUGGCCUGUCCGCGUGAGGCAGAGGGGAGAUGAACUGCUUCAAUUUCUGGAGGAGCAUGAGAAGAGCGGUUCAUAUCUAACCAAGGACCAUAUUCUAUAUAGUGGCAGAUAG
Molecule: messenger RNA, 2874 nt
Organism: Fusarium vanettenii 77-13-4
Lineage: Eukaryota; Fungi; Ascomycota; Sordariomycetes; Hypocreales; Nectriaceae
Exons: 1
Coding region: 1-2874 (957 amino acids)
Source: RefSeq, a predicted model, not a curated record